Molecule: messenger RNA, 1590 nt
Organism: Monascus purpureus
Lineage: Eukaryota; Fungi; Ascomycota; Eurotiomycetes; Eurotiales; Aspergillaceae
Source: the annotation of a GenBank genome assembly
GUCGACCGCAGCUGCAAUGCAACGGCACGGCUAGUCCUCGUUCUCAACCGGGCGUCGGAGGCUCCGACGCCCUGCCGAUCCGUGUGGUAAUCACGUGACUUAUCGGUUGGCGGAAAAAGAAUUUCAUCCAAAGCUGCCGAACCCUGCGCGUCCUUAUUCCUGCUACUAUCUCACUCAUCUCAUUCUCGCAUCAUGUUUUAUCCCGCGCCUUACGUCGAGUAAUAAUAAUAUCCUUACAACUAGCUGUCACCUGUAUCUGCAGCCAUACCUGAUAGCGGGACAACUCCUAUCCAUUGGUCCGUCUUCCUGUGCCUUGGUUCUAGGCCCCAGUUAGAAUGUCCCUGGUAUCGGGCCCCGGCAAAGGCGCCGGUUCUUCUUCUAUCCACGAGGUCUACGUACAGAAACAUGUCGACUAUAUCAAGAAUCUUGACACUAGGAGGGACGAGCUGGAAUACUGGCUUACCGAGCACCUACGAAUCAAUGGCGUAUACUGGGGAUUAACUGCUCUCCAUCUUCUAGGCCACUCGGAAGCAUUGCCUCGUAAAGAGACUAUCGACUUCGUCCUUUCGUGCCAGCAGGAUAAUGGGGGUUUCGGUGCUGCUCCUGGCCAUGAUGCCCAUCUGCUGUGCACAGUCUACGCGGUUCAAAUCCUAGUCACCCUGGAUGCUGUAGACGAGCUAGAAACCCGAGGCCGAGGAGGCAAGCAGAAGGUCGCGUCCUACAUUGCACGCUUGCAGGAUAAGGAAACGGGGUGUUUUAUGGGCGACGAGUGGGGAGAGACGGAUACCCGAUUUCUCUACGGUGCCUUCAAUGCUCUAUCAUUGUUGGGCUCCCUUGACAUAGUAGACGUCCCCAAGGCUGUUUCUUAUAUCCAGCAGUGUGAAAACCUGGAUGGAGGUUACGGAAUUCACCCCGGAGCGGAAUCCCAUGCGGGUCAGAUUUUCACUUGCGUAGGGGCCCUCUCCAUUGCCGGUCGGCUGGACCUUAUCAACAAGGACCGCCUAGGCGCCUGGCUCAGUGAGAGACAGUUGGACAACGGCGGCCUUAACGGACGCCCUGAGAAGUUGGAAGACGUGUGUUACAGUUGGUGGGUGGGGACUAGCUUAGCGAUGAUUGAUCGACUUCAUUGGAUUGACGGCGACAAGCUGGCCUUAUUUAUCUUGCGUUGUCAGGACCCGGAGUCUGGAGGCUUUGCAGAUCGACCUGGUGAAAUGGUUGAUGUUUUCCAUACGGUAUUCGGCCUUGCAGGCUUGAGCCUGUUGAAAUUUGAUGGCAUCAAGGAAGUAGAUCCUAUCUAUUGUAUGCCAAAAGAAAUAACAACGAAAUGUUUGGCGAGGUAACAGUGACAGCUUUUGAACAGACAUUCUGUUGAAGUUCUCUUUGGAAGUCGUAGUGGUGGUCACCUCCUGCAAUCUAAUAGCCCAUUUCCCUUGGUUUCAUGGAUCUGGGAUACAAGGCAGGAGAAGAGUAUUCCUCUGUGUCUUUCUAUCCGCUUCAUACCACACCUACCUGUGGCCCGUCAACAUAAGGCCAGCUAAGUUGCAGAGGGACAUUCUCUAGUAACAAAGUAGAUCUGUGAAUGAAAAAAAU